AUGGUCAAAUCAGUUCCCAACCUCAGCUUCGUAUUUGGGCCACAAGACCCUAACCUUGACUUUGAAUACUUGCAAGGACUCCGCACAACUCUGCUCGAAACGCCAAACCUUCAAUGGAUUGUGGAAGUAUUGACCCAACUUCCUCAAGAAUGGCAGAAGAUUUCGCAGACACAUCCCGAGCUGGGAGCAUUCCAAGGCCAACGGUAUUUACAAUUGUUGGAUGAAUGGGUUAGAAGGGGUACAAUCCCUCGGAAUCUAUUUCCACUUCCCAAUAUACUUGUCACCCCGUUGGUUGUGACGACACAGUUGGUUCAAUAUACAAAGUUUAUCACACAGAUCUACCCGAAGAUCCAAGUAUCGGAAAAUCUUACGGACAAGUUCCAUGCCGAGACAGUGGGUCUGUGUACUGGGCUUUUGAGCUCAGCGGCCGUGGCAAGCUCCGCGACUUUGGCAGAGCUACAACAGCAUGGCGCGGCUGCUAUUCGCAUGGCCACAGCUAUUGGGGCUUUAGUUGAUGCAGGAGAUGUAGAGCUCGACGAGGGCGAGCAGAAAUGGCAGUCUCUGGCAGUUGGAUGGACAUCCCAGAACGCAGAGACUGAAUUGGAUAGGAUCGUGAAGCAAUUCUCAGAGGCAUACAUAUCAGUUGUCUCAGAAGCUCGACUGGCCACCCUUACUGUGCCGAAAGCUGAUGCAGAUGAACUGUUCAAGAACCUGAAAGAUGCUGGUCUCAUAUUCACAAAGACUGCUUUACGUGGGCCAUUUCACUGCGGAAAGCGCGAAGACCAGGCGGCAUCCCUCUUGCAUUUCUUUGACUCGGAUAUAUUCUUUCAGUUUCCCCACCAACUUGCCUUUAAGACACGGGCCCCCGAUGGGCAAGAGUUUGACAGCAAUACUAACCUUUGCCAUGUGGCUGCACGCGCAAUGUUGACUGACCAAGCCAAUUGGCACACGCUCUUUACGACGCUAUAUGAAUCGGCCUCCCCUCAGCAGUCUCUUGUCUGCUUUGGGAGCCAGCGCUUUGUGCCCCAAUGGUUCCUGCGCAAGCUUGGACCUAAGCUGGUACACGCCGCCGAUGUCGAGUUUGAGGUGGGCCAGUUACCCGUAACACUGGAUGCCCUGUUGGGCCAAGUUGAGGACGAUGCUAUUGCCGUAGUCGGUAUGGCCUGCCAUUUCCCUGGCGGUAGCGACAUAGAUGAAUUCUGGGACACAGUAUGCGAGGCGAAGUCUCAAUGUAUUGAGGUGCCUUCGCACCGAGUGAACUUCGACUACGCUGCAUGGCGCAAGAAUGAUGAGCAGAAGAAAUGGUAUGGAAAUUUUGUGCAAGACCAUGACGCCUUCGAUCAUAAGUUCUUCCAAAAGAGUCCAAGGGAGAUCGUAUCUAGCGACCCUCAGCAUCGGAUGAUGUUGCAAGUGGCCUAUCAGGCAGUACAGCAAUCUGGAUACUUUAAUAAGCCUGAAGUGAACCAGCAUGUCGGUUGCUAUGUCGGAAUUGGGGUGGCAGACUACGAGAAUAAUGUUGCCUGCCAUUCACCCACAGCCUAUACGGCCACAGGAAACCUCAAAGCUUUUGCGGCUGGAAAGAUCAGCCACUUCUUUGGCUGGAGCGGGCCUGGCGUGACCAUCGACACCGCCUGCUCGUCAUCUGGGUUGGCUGUCCACCAUGCAUGCAAAGCUAUCCUGAGCGGCGAGUGCUACUCGGCUCUUGCUGGAGGUGUUAACGUCAUGACGAGCCCAGAAUGGUACCAAAACCUUGAUGGCGCUUCCUUCCUCAGUCCUACGGGGCAGUGCAAGCCGUUCGACGAGGCUGCGGAUGGCUACUGUAGGGGAGAGGGUGCUGGUGCUGUCUUCUUAAAGAAACUAUCCGCCGCAAUUGAGGAUGGUGAUCAGGUUCUCGGUGUCAUUAGGGGUUCCAGUGUGAACCAGAAUGAGAACUGCUCAGCCAUCACUGCCCCCAGUAUUAGAUCCCUUGGGAAUGUAUUUAAUAGUGUCCUCCGUAAGGCCAGACUGGACCCUAAGCAAAUCUCCGUGGUGGAGGCUCAUGGGACUGGUACGCAGGUCGGAGACCGCGCAGAGUACGACAGCGUCCGCAAUGUGCUGGGAGGACCUAGUCGGUCCGACCCUCUCACGUUAGGUUCUGUCAAGGGGCUCAUAGGCCAUUUGGAGUGUGCGUCUGGUGUAGCCGCUCUCAUCAAAGUGCUCUUGAUGAUCCAGAAUGGCACGAUCCCUCCGCAAGCGAGCUUCCGCAGCAUCAGUUCCAAGCUGAACGCCUUGCCAUCCGAUAAUAUCGAGAUCGCUACUCGUCUAAAGCCUUGGGAGGCUGACUUCCGAGCGGCAUUGCUCAAUAACUACGGCGCGUCUGGCUCCAACGCAUCGAUUAUCAUUACACAACCAGACCAUACAGACCAGGGAGUUGUCACCCCAACAGUGACCGAGGCAGUCGCUGCCAAGCGUCCAUUCUGGUUCUCCGGCCUAGAUGACCCAUCUUUGCGAUCGUACGCCGCCAAGAUGGCCCGAUUUCUCCGGUCACGAAAGACGACCGACCGCCGCUUCACAAUUUCCAACCUGUCCUUUCAAUUGGCGCGACAGUCUAACCGCUCCCUAGGGCAAGGGUUAAUCUUUAGCUGCGCAACUGUUGACGAGCUCGAAGCCAAACUAGCGAAUUUUGCGGACGGACGGGGUGGAUUGACCUCAACACGGCAGGUCCAGUCAUCUCGACCGGUCAUCCUGUGUUUUGGUGGUCAGAGGUCCAGCUUUAUUGGUUUAGACCGUGAGGCCUAUGACCAGUUCAAACUACUUCGCACUCAUCUCGAUCACUGCCACGAGGUGUCCCUGUCCCUCGGCCUCAAUGGAAUUCUACCAGGAAUCUUCGAACGGACCCCCAGAAGUAGCAUUGUUGAGUUGCAGACAAUGCAAUUUGCUCUACAGUACUCUUGUGCAAAGAGCUGGAUUGACAGUGGAGUACAGGUUGCUGCCCUCGUGGGCCACAGCUUCGGGGAGCUCACGGCCAUGUGUAUCUCGGGAACUCUCUCGGUCAGAGACACAUUGAAGAUGAUCGCCGGCCGUGCCCGUCUCAUUGAAGAAAAAUGGGGCGCGGAAAGGGGCUGUAUGGUGGCCGUUUCUGGGGAUCUGGUAGAUGUGCAGAGACUUGUGCUCCACGUCAACGCCACGAGCUCCCUGGAACCACCUGUGAACAUUGCCUGCUUCAACGGUCCACGUCAAUUCACCUUGGCAGGCACCACUAGAGCGAUGGAGACACUUAAGGAAACUGUUUCAACCGACCGAGCCUUCUCUUCCAUCACGGCCAGGGGCCUGGACACCACUCAUGCCUUCCACUCAGCUCUGGUGGACCCUCUUGUAUUCGACCUCGAGAAGCUCGGGGAGGAUUUGAUCUUCCGCAGAACAGUCAUUGCCCACGAAAGGGCUACCCAGCAUAGCGUCAGCGGCCCACCCUCGUUCAACAUGUUCGCCUCCCAUAUGAGGGACCCCGUCUAUUUCGACAAGGCCGUCGAACGCUUGGCACAGAGGUAUCCCUCGAGCAUCUGGCUCGAAGCUGGAUCUGGUUCGGGGGUAACUUCCCUGGCGAGUAGAGCAGUUGAGUCCCAGGGCAUGACCUUCCAAUCGCUCGACAUCACCAGUCCUGGGGCCGUCGAGAAUGUGGCCGCUGCUACGGUCAACUUGUGGAAGGAGGGGUUGAACAUCUCCUUCUGGGAGCACGUCGGACAGACAUCGAACAACUCCCUACUUCUCCUUCCCCCGUACCAGUUUGCCAAGUCCAAACAUUGGCUGGAGCGCCGGAAGCCGGAAGCCAAGAUUGUAGCCCCAGCCGCUCCUUUGCCCGAGCAGCCCAAGGGACUUUGGACGUUUAGGGGCUACCAAGAUAGCAGCAAGUCUCACGCGCGAUUCCAAAUUCACAGCUCCUCGGAUGAAUUCCAGAAGUAUGUCAGCGCCCACCUGGUCGCACAAACUGCGCCAAUUUGCCCCAGCAUGUUCCAGCACGUUAUUGCCAGGGAUGCUCUGGCGAGUCUCCAAGAGGACGCGGAAAUGCUGCCGGAGCUUGAGGGUAUGGAAAAUGACGCACCGCUAUGCCUGGAUGGAUCAAAGGAGGUUUGGCUUGACGCAGUCAAAGCCGAGAAUAAAUCGCACGCCUGGGACUUCCGCAUAACCAGCGCAGACAGGAACAAUGUGGCUGGUAGUGUCACUCAACAUGUUUCCGGUAGGCUCAUGUUCAGAUCGCUCAGUGAUUCUGCGCGUGCCUUUACCACGGCCGAACGUCUUGUGGAUCGCAGGCGUGCCCUUUCCCUCCUUGAUGGACAAGAGGCCGAACAGGUCAUUCAAGGCAGCCGCAACAUUUACAAGGUGUUUGCAGGUGUCGUGCAGUACAAUGAUGACGGUUAUAAGGGUUUGCAGAAGCUCGCUGCUACUAACAAUGAGUCGGCGGGACGUAUCGUCAAGCAGGAUCCGAAAGACACUUUACUCAGUGUGGGGCUCGCUGAUACUUUCUGUCAAGUCGCUGGUGUCUUUUUGAACUGCAUGGCCGACUGCGAGGAUGGAAAGAUGUACUUGUCUAAUCGCGUGGAGCGCUGGAUCCGUUCUCCUACCGUGCCUCUUGAUUCGCGGCCAGGUCAAUGGGAAGUGUACGCCCGCCAUCACCAACCCUCGCCCAAAGAAUAUGUGAGUGAUUUGUUCGUCUUUGAUGCCUCGAACGGCAAGUUAGUGUGGGUCAUCUUUGGCCUGCACUUUGUUGAAGUGUCUAUUGCGGGUAUGUCUCGGCUUUUGUCACGACUGUCUGGAAUCCAGUCCGCACAGCCACCAGUCCCCGUACCUACGGCCGUCUCACCCCUGCCUUCCGUUACCCCUUCGGCAACUCCAACAGAAAAGGCUCCGAGCAAGGCCAUUGAAACAAAGGCCGCCACAUCCACUAGCUCCCCGACACCGAAGCAGCAGCAGCAGCCCAAGGCUAAGAAGGCACCUGGGCCUGAUAUCAUAGGGGGUGUUCGAGGCCUGUUUUGCAACUUGCUCGGCCUCGAACCUCAGGAGAUUAAACCUGAAUCGGACCUUGUUGAACUGGGUAUCGAUUCGCUGCUGGCCAUGGAGGUCGCCCGUGAGGUGGAGAAGACGUUCAGCAUUAAGUUCGAGCUGGACGAGCUCAUGAAAAUGACGGAUGUUCGCAGCUUGGUGAACUGCAUUGCGGCUAACAUGGGGGCAUCGGACUCUUCCGAGCCAGAUAGUGACAGUACUGAGGGCUACGAAGUGGCUUCAACAGCAAGUGAUAUCCAUACACCACCCAGCGAGGCUGCUGAGGAUCUCAGUGGUGGUGCCAAGUCAAGCGUCGGAGGUCUUCCUACAGACUUCAUUGUUGACGCUUUCAGGGAGACCAAGGCCCUGACUGACCGAUUUAUCGAACAAAAUGGUCUUUCUGGUUAUUCCGACUACGUUCAACCCAAGCUCACAGAGCUUGUCAUUGCUCACACCCUUGACGCGUUCGACCAACUAGGUUGCUCACUUCGCUCCGCGCAGGCUGGCCAGAUUGUUCAGGGACUGCCUCAUCUCCCCAAGCAUGACCAGGUUGUUGCCGUAUUACAUGGCCUGCUAGAAAAGGCCCGUCUUGUCGAGAUUAACGUGGAUGGCUCUAGUCUGACUCGGACAGCUGUGCCGCUACCAUCUAAAUCAGCUUCGCAAUUGCUCCAGGAGCUUCUCGUCGAAUAUCCUGAACAUAUCUACGACCAUAAACUGACAAGCUUGACUGGAUGCCAGCUGGCUGACUGCAUAACAGGCAAGACAGAGGCAAUCCGCCUGCUGUUUGGCAGCGCAGAGGGGCGAGAGCUCGCUGCCGGUAUGUAUGGCAAGUCUCCGAUCAAUGUGGCCUGGUUACACCAGUUACAGCAUUUCUGGGAGCGAUUCUUGACCCACGCGUCGCGGCAACAGCAGAAUGGGGAACCCAUCAAUAUACUGGAGAUGGGCGCUGGCACAGGAGGUACAACAGCGGCACUGUUGCCCCUGAUUGCACGCUCGGGCGUGCCGGUCUGCUAUACCGCUACUGAUAUCUCGUCAUCGCUGGUGGCUGGGCUCCGCAAGCGGUUCAAGUCAUACCCCUGGAUGCGGUUCGAAGUGCUUGACAUUGAAAAAGCUCCUCCGAGCAAACUCCUGCAAAGUCAGCAUGUCGUGUUAGCCACCAACUGCGUGCAUGCAACUCAUAGUCUGGAAGUGACUACCAAGAAUAUACAUCGUAUUCUUCGUCCUGUUGACGGCUUCCUUAUUAUGUUAGAAAUGACCGAAGCAGUGCCCUGGGUUGAUUCGGUGUUCGGCCUGGUAGAGGGGUGGUGGCUAUUCAAUGACGGCCGCGACCACGCCCUUGCCCAGCCCGAUCUGUGGGAUAAGACGCUGCGCGCCAAUGGAUACGGCCAUGUUGACUGGACUGAUGGCGCGCUACCCGAGAACUCGAUCCAGCGGAUCAUUAUCGCGCUCGCAUCUUCCCAAAGUCCAAAUCUGGUAUAUUCAUGUCCCCCAGCACAUUCAAACCACACGGCUGACUUUUCUGCGCGUCAAGUGGUAGUGGACUCCUUCGUCCAGAAACAUACCGAAAGCUUUUUCGCCCCUUCCUCGCUCUCGAUCUCCCAAUUAAAUGAUUAUUCCUCUCGCUGUGUGUUGGUGACGGGCGCCACGGGCAGUCUGGGCUCCCAUCUAGUGGCACAUCUCGCGGCGCAACCGGACGUGUACAAAGUAAUCUGCCUCAACCGGGUGAGCGGCUCAGAUGCUACAGCCCGACAAUAUGAGGCCAUGCAGUCAAGAGGCUUCAAGCUUGACCAGAACCUUAUGUCCAAACUUGAAGUCGUUGAAUGCCACUCUUCGACAGCCAAGCUCGGCCUUUCCGCCAACGAGUAUCAACAUCUAGCCAACUGUGUCACAGACGUCGUGCACAACGCGUGGGCCAUGAGCAUGACGCGCCCUACCCGUGGUUUCGAUCCCCAAUUCAAGGCGCUGCGCAAUUUAAUCGAUCUGUGUCGCGACUGUGCCUCUCAGCAGCAGCGGAGAAUCGGGUUCGAGUUCGUCUCUUCCGUUUCCGUCGUGGGCUGCCACCCGUUCCUGACCAACAAGGCCCGCGUCCCCGAGCAAAGAGUCAACGUAGCCUCUGCCCUCCCAAUGGGCUACGCGGACGCCAAGCUCAUCUGCGAGCAUAUGCUGGACGCGACACUGCACCGUUAUCCCAACUACUUCCGUACCACCUCCGUGCGCGUCGGACAGAUAAGCGGCUCCAAGGUCAAUGGUUUCUGGAAUCCAGUAGAACACUUGGUGCGCCUGAUCAAGUCAUCGCAGACACUUGGCGUUCUCCCGGAUCUCGACGGGGUCUUAUCGUGGUGUCCAGUUAACGACGUGGCCGCCGCAUUGGGGGAACUCCUACUAGGAGACCAACCCGCAUACCCGAUUUACCACAUCGAGAACCCCGUGCGACAGCCCUGGCACGAGAUGAUCUCUGUGCUUUCUGAUGCACUGGGCAUCCCGCAGGCUAAUAUUAUCCCUUACGAUGAAUGGCUCCGGCGCGUGCAGGAAUAUCCUACGGCUUCGGAUAACCCGGCAGCUCGGCUGGUGGACUUUUUCCAGACGGACUUCUUGCGCAUGUCUUGUGGCGGGAUGAUACUGGAUACGACGCAUAGUAAAAGACACUCGCCGACGUUGAGGAAGUUGGGUCCUAUUGAUCGAGAGCUGGUUAUGAAAUAUAUUCGGGCAUGGAAGGAUUCGGGGUUUCUGAUUUGA
Aspergillus alliaceus is the source of this 7752-nucleotide messenger RNA. RefSeq lists its product as uncharacterized. The record is from RefSeq and is a predicted model, not a curated record. Bases 1 to 7752 code for a protein of 2583 amino acids. NCBI's taxonomy places the organism in Eukaryota, Fungi, Ascomycota, Eurotiomycetes, Eurotiales, Aspergillaceae. Gene Ontology annotation, molecular function: acyltransferase activity. The transcript is spliced from 3 exons.